CACACAUAUUUUUGUUAAGUGCAAAAGUGGUCCAGUUGUGGUCCAGAAAAGGAGUGGGAGAAUUAAGAACAGGCCGUCAAGAACCCAAAACGUAAUCAGAACCAGACCCAGAACCAGCCUAGAGAACCUGCUGGGUAUAAAAGGAUCAACUCUUUGGCUAAGAGGCAACAGUUACCAGUACAACUUCCUAGAAGAGUCACCUGCAGGAAUCUACCAAUCUGCUAGCCAUGAAGUACCCACUCCUUUUGUUGGGCAGCCUAAGCUUGGCCCACGGUUUGGCUCUUUACGCCACCACAUAUCCUUUAGUCUACACCGCUCAAGGAUCCGCCGUUUUUACGCCCACCCAGCGGCAGUACUUCGCCCAAGAUCAGGCCGGGCAGUACGCCUAUGGGUAUUCGGAACCGUUGUCCAGUAAGCAGGAGACCCGCACCCUAGAUGGCACCACCAUCGGCUCCUACAGGUAUCGCGAUGCGUUGGGUAAACUCCAAACCGUCCAGUACGUGGCAGAUGGAAAUGGCUUCCAUGUGGCGGCCACCAACUUGCCAAAGGCUGUGGUUCCUCAGGAACAGGCAGACAUCUCUCCGAGAAGUUCCUCCACUCCAGUAGAGCAUCACUCCGAUGUCAGCUCUGGCCGAAGUGUCUCCCAUACCGUUGUGCAUCCUGUGGAACAUCCUGUGGUGGUCUCACAUCCCGUUGUUGCCCAUCCAGUUGUCCAGCAUCCUGUGGAUGUCUCCCAUCACUCGACUGUGGUGAAGGGUGGCAGGAGUGCCCAGCCCGAGCAGCCCUAUCUGGCAGAGAACCACAAAAAUUCCGUUGAAGAAGCUUUGAUCCACAAGACCGAAAAUGCAGAGAGGAGGCGCCAGGAUGAAGUGGAUACAAAAACUGUGGCCCGCAGCCACCAUGUAGUCGUACCAGCCCACGUCUACGGCUACCCGGUUCCACGUUAUUAUGCUCCAGGAGUCUAUUUUUGAAGGGAUUUCUGUGGAAGAUCUGUUUACCAUUCACAGUCCAGUAAAAUAACAUCUGAAUUACGAAUUUAAAUAAAGUCUAUUGUCAAUCGGAA
This is a messenger RNA of Drosophila ananassae, 1063 nucleotides long. RefSeq names its product cuticle protein 16.8 (gene Cpr72Ea). The transcript has a single exon. Bases 228 to 971 code for a protein of 247 amino acids. Gene Ontology annotation, molecular function: structural constituent of chitin-based larval cuticle. The record is from RefSeq and is a predicted model, not a curated record. Lineage: Eukaryota; Metazoa; Arthropoda; Insecta; Diptera; Drosophilidae. Gene Ontology annotation, cellular component: chitin-based extracellular matrix.